UAGAAGUAUUUAUCUAUUGUGUUAAAUAUUACAAUUAUAAAAAUACUUCAAUGUGACUGUGUUUCGCUACAGCAUAUAGGCCAGCCAUAACGUUAAUUAUCAAAUCCAGGUUUAGGUGGUUUCAAAAAUGUGACUGUGUUUGAUCAUACCUACAUCUGCUCUCAUCUUCAGACUGAGUCAGCACGAGACAUGGCUAUAGUGUCUUGCAAGCAUGUUGGGCACGUGUCCUGUGGAGUCUGGAUCGUGUGAGUGAUGGCAGCCUGCAGCGGCCCUCUGCUCUGGGGCUGGGGAUCAGUUCUGUGCGGCCUGCUGGGGUCUGUAUUUGUUCUGCUGCUGCCUUUAGCAGGAAUAGAGGAGCGAUGCUGUGCCACACUGAAGGGUUUUGCUCUUCUGCGCUGCCAGCUGUGGGGGGGUGUGCAGCGACCUGUGGUGCACACCACCAGCCUGACGGUCCCUUUCACUGCACUAGACCUCCUGCCACAGAAAGUCAAGCCCAGUAAAGAGACUCAGCUGGAGGCAAAGGCGGCUCUCCAGCAGGCUUUGGAGAUGAGGAAAAAUGGCAAGAGGGAGAAAGCUCAUAAGCUGCUCGUCCACGCGCUCAACAUGAACCCGGAGUUUGUGGAGGCGCUCACUGAAUUAGGAACCAUACUGGAGGAGGAAAAAGACGUCGUCCAAGCGGACCACCUGUACACCAAGGCCCUCGCCAUCUCGCCCUGCAAUGAGAAGGCUCUGGUGAGCAGGGAUCGCACGCUCCCGUUAGUAGAGGAAAUAGAUCAGCGCCACUUUGGAAUCAUCGAUGGAAAGGUGCAACGUCUCAUGUCCAUACCCAAAGGCAACUCUGCUCUGCGCCGAGUCAUGGAGGAGACCUACUACCAUCAUAUUUACCACACCGUAGCUAUUGAAGGCAACACGCUCACGCUGUCCGAGAUUCGCCACAUUAUUGAGACCAGAUACGCCGUUCCAGGAAAGAGUCUUCAAGAACAGAACGAGGCAAUUGGCGUCGACGUGGCCAUGAAGUACAUCAACACCACACUUCUGUCCCGCGCUGGAGCGAUCAGUGUAAAUGACAUCCUAGAGAUACACCGACGGGUCCUAGGCUAUGCCGAUCCCGUCGAAGCCGGCCGAUUACGUGCCAGCCAGGUGUUCGUGGGCCAUCACAUCCCACCGCAUCCGCGGGACUUGGACAAGCACAUGCAGGAGCUGGUGCAGUGGUUGAACUCGGAGGAAGCGCUGCAUCUCCACCCGGUGGAGUUGGCAGCUCUCGCGCACUAUAAACUGGUUUACGUUCAUCCGUUCGUGGACGGGAACGGACGGACGUCUCGCCUGCUCAUGAAUUUAAUCCUAAUGCAAGCUAGUUAUCCGCCGAUCACCAUUCGGAAAGAGCAGAGGGUGGAGUAUUACACCGCCCUUGAUACUGCCAACGAGGGCGACGUAAGGCCCUUUAUUCGCUUUAUCGCGAAAUGCACUGAAAUUACACUUGAUACGCUACUGAUAGCCACAAGUGAGCAUGCAGUGGGGCUCCCCGGGGCUAGUCAUCACGCCUGUCCUGACUGUAAACACACCAUACCUGUGCAUAGCUGAUAGAUGUAUAUUGGCAAGUGGAAAAAGAUUGCAUGUGGCGUAAAUUGAAGUGCCAUAUCAGCCUCUGUACCGACCUUCUACUGCUAUCAUGGGACCUACAUGGAUAAACUGUUGAUCCAUUUCAAGUCUGUGCAUUUACUGUGUAGCUUUAUUUGUUACAAAUCUUUUCUUGACUAAUGUCCACAUUUUAGCCUCUACUUUGUCGGUUUUAAAUUUGAAAUGAAAGAAAAGCUCCUCUUAUUCACUGCUACAUCCUUCUGCAUGUGAGUUAAUGAUAAUGUUGCAUAAAUGAACUGCUGUCUGCUGGGAACAAUAUUCAUACUCAUAUUUUUGUGGAUUUUUUUUCUAGUCUCAAAAUGCAAGCUCGAGUUAAUCUCUUUUGAGGUUUGCUUGGAAAAAGGACAGGUCUGUUAAAUGUGAAAGAUUGCAGUUCUUUAGUGAUGUUUUUCAGAUGCUUUACUAGCUGAAGUGCAUUUUGUGACUGGCUUGUUACAUUUGUCACUUACAAGCUGGCAGGUUACAGCAAAAAAAGAUGUUCAAAAAUGAACGUCUGCCAAAGCCAGUUUGAGCAAUAGUUAACCUUUAACAUUACUUAGAAUAUAAUCUGAUUUUUUAAAGUUGUUUAAAAAAAAUCAUUUAUUUUGAGAUGGUACUCGUCUAUUUUCAUAUGAAAAUGAUUGUUCCAUGAUUCUGAUGUAUGAUGCAAGGAAUAUUAUAAUUACCCACAGCUGUUCAAAAUGUUAAGGAAGAUGUAUUAUUGAUUGUAGAAAUAUUGUUGAAAAGUUGCAUUAAUAAUAAUGAUUUUGAGUUUGCCAUUAUUUUCAAGCACUUUAAUCUAUUUAAACAUAGCUUUAAUUUAUUUACUACUCGUAAAAGCCAUUUUAUUAUUGUGUGUAAUAAAUUGUUGUGCAACUUCUCAUUUCCUUGUAGUAUUUGGUGGAUUUGUCUUAUCUUUUCACAUAGGAUAAUGGCACUGUUGUGAAACAUUGAAAAUGUCAGCUG
Molecule: messenger RNA, 2583 nt
Organism: Sinocyclocheilus grahami
Lineage: Eukaryota; Metazoa; Chordata; Actinopteri; Cypriniformes; Cyprinidae
Gene: ficd
Product: FIC domain protein adenylyltransferase
Exons: 3
Coding region: 253-1581 (442 amino acids)
Molecular function (GO): protein binding
Source: RefSeq, a predicted model, not a curated record